Messenger RNA from Prorocentrum cordatum, 348 nucleotides. The record is from the annotation of a GenBank genome assembly. NCBI's taxonomy places the organism in Eukaryota, Dinophyceae, Prorocentrales, Prorocentraceae.
AUCGCACUGGCGCCCGACGGCGAUCGGUCGGUGCUGGCAGCCAUUGCGACCAUGGACCGCGAGCAGCUGGCCCAGGCGGUGGUUGAACUGACUGCGGAGCUAGCCACCAGCGCGCGCCACGGGGCGGCUGCCAGGAAGCUUGCCGAGCGCAGGCGCCAGAAGCUGGUCGUCAAGACUCGGAAGCAGGCGAUGCAGAUCACAGCGCUGCAGGCGCGACUGAGAGGCUUCACGUUCUUGAAGGAGACGCCGAAGCAGCGGCGGCGAGCUGCUGAGCCCGCGGCGCCACUCCGACAAUGGCUGUCCCGCGAGGGCUGGCACCGCCUCGGGUUCAAGAGGAAUUACGGGUAC